Molecule: messenger RNA, 468 nt
Organism: Penicillium diatomitis
Lineage: Eukaryota; Fungi; Ascomycota; Eurotiomycetes; Eurotiales; Aspergillaceae
Exons: 1
Coding region: 1-468 (155 amino acids)
Source: RefSeq, a predicted model, not a curated record
AUGAAGUUCUCCUCAUCUUCGAGUACCCUCCUACUCCGAUACACCUCCGAGCAUGUGAUUCCUCCCAUUGCCCAACGCUACCUGGGCUCUCCGGUACAUCCCAUUCGUCCCAAAAUCGCAUACAUGUAUGCAAAUCGCGACCCGAAAACACUCUGGUGGCGGGUAUCGGUAUCCCAUUUAAACCAGUUUAAACGCACCGUCCGAUCCUGGUGCGCACGGAGAGCGCGCAUGGCGUUUCAAGAGUCCCUCAAACGGCAAGGAUUUGACAACGUAGGGCGGUCUUUGUCGAUAGGCGCCUGGAACGAAAAGCCACCUCUGUUGGGCUCUUUGGAGAUCACGCUGCGUCCUACGUGUCUCCGGCAAAGUUUCGAGGAUUUGCAGAAAGACACCGACUACCUACUAAAAGGCAUUCUAAAGCACCGGGAGAGGCGUGGCGACCGCAACAAAAGCGAUGGCAAGUGUUCGUGA